CUCAUUUCUCUGCUCUUCCUCGUUCCGAAAAAUGUAGAGUUGAAUUUCAGUGUUAUAUCAUCUAGCAGGCGCUUAUUUGCGUCUGUUAGGUAACAUAAUGAUAUUUUUAAAUCCUUACUGUUCAUUUCUAAAGUGUUUUUUCUAAUGAUGCUGGGCAUUCUAUCACUUCUGUUGACCAGAAAUCAAUUUUUUGACAUCUUUGUGGCAACCAAUAAAGGUGAUUUGACAUUGUAGUUUGUGGUGUCAGUUUUGGAGCUACCAAAGUCAAGAGCCAGAGUCCUUAUGGAAAAUACGUUUAAGAAUGCUGUUGUCAUUGGAAAUGGACCCUCUGGGAUAACACUGUCUUACAUGUUAGCGGGAAAUUGGCCAUACUAUAAUGGCUUACCUCAUCCCAUCGAUUUUGUCCAGUACAGAUUGCAAGAAAACAGGGAAAAAUCUCUUCUUGAACAGGACCUAUGUUACUUAUCAGAAGGUUUAGAAGGCCGGUCUUUAAAUCCUGUAUCUGUGAUGUUCGAUACUCUGAAUCACCCAGAAGCUGAUUUAGGGGUGGAAAAUCCUUCUGUUAUUGCUUGGAAUAAAAGAAUAGAAAAUGCCACAGACCAUAUCGUUCUCGGGAAAGGGGUUCCAGGAGGGUCAUGGCAGAAAAUGGAUGGUUCAACAUUAACAAUUAGCCUUGGCUCUUGGAUGGAACUUCCAAAUCUCAACAUUAGGGAAUGGAAUAUGAGACAAAACAGGUUACGCAUGGGGCAAUCAGGCUUACGUCAGAAAAGAGCUACAGUUGGAACAGUUGCAGAAUAUUAUUCAUAUUAUGUAAGUUCUCAAGGAUUGAACAAAUAUUUUGUAAAUAAUGCUACUGUAACCUCAGUGGAACCAAUUGACAGUACCACAGCAACUACUUUGGGUUUCAGAAACUUGUGGAAAGUUACUGGUUUUACUGAAAGUUCAACAAAUAAAGCUGGUUACAUUCACAAUAAACCAUUCAGCUAUAUUUCACCCCAUGUUGUUUUGGCAAGUGGUAAUUCAGACCAACCUAAUAUGCUAAAUGUUGAAGGUGAAACCUUACCAUUUGUUCUUUACUCAUUGUCAGAAUUAGAGAACAAAAUCAAAGAAGGAAAACUGUCCUCAGAUUCUGGAAGUUUACUUAUAGUAGGAGCUGGACUUAGUGCUGCAGAUGCUGUUAUUGCUUCUCGCUUUCAUGGCAUUCCAACUUAUCAUGUGUUCCGAAGAUCUGUUUCUGAUCCAGAUCUCAUUUUCAACAAGCUUCCACAAAACAUAUAUCCUGAAUAUCAUAAAGUGCAUCAAAUGAUGAAAGAUUCUAACAAAUACUAUGAAGGAUACAAAGCUUUCCCAUGUAGCAAUGUGCAUUCAAUUAGGCAAGAUGGUACUGUAAUUGUUUCAUCAUGCAUGUAUGAAAAUGAAAUAUCUACUCUGAAAGUGUCUUAUGUUCUUAUUCUGAUUGGAAUGCAUCCUAACUUGAACUUUUUGCCAUAUAAAGACUUAAAAGUUGGUAUUAAUCCAGAGAAACCUGUGAACUGCAAAAGCAAUCCAAUAAAUAUAGAUUUAUACACUCAUGAAAGUGUAUUCUAUCCUGGUAUAUAUGCAGUAGGUCCUUUAGUAGGAGAUAACUUUGUUAGAUUUGUUCAAGGAGGCUGCCUUGCUGUUGCUAGUCAUAUUGUUCGAUGUGUUGAAACAGAGGAGCACAGGUUUUCAAGUGUACCUACUUUGCUAACAUAGAUACUGUGUGUUUUAGUGGUUUUACAAAUUUGUUUCAAGCUCGUUGGACUUAAUUAUUUAAAAUUUGAAAUGCAAAAAGGCAUUUUGUAAUGUGAUAUAUACCUAGUUAACUGCUUUGACUUGAUGAAACUGUUUGAUAUUAUAAUUAAUAGUGAUGCAGUUCUAAACAGUUGCCCAAUGCUUUCAUGCUGUUACUUUAGAAUGUUCUACCUUUAGUCUCAAUAUUUCUACUAAAUUGUUAAUUGUAUUUUCUACUAAUUCUAUUUUUACUUGGAUUAAUAUGUUAAAAUUUGUAUUUUAAAAGUGUAAAUAAUUGUUUAUCCAUUGGCAUUUCAUUUGUUCUUAAGUAUAUGUUUCUAAAAUUUC
Messenger RNA from Uloborus diversus, 2100 nucleotides. Its product is annotated as oxidative stress-induced growth inhibitor 1-like. The record is from RefSeq and is a predicted model, not a curated record. NCBI's taxonomy places the organism in Eukaryota, Metazoa, Arthropoda, Arachnida, Araneae, Uloboridae. The transcript is spliced from 6 exons. The coding region runs from base 283 to 1734 and encodes 483 amino acids. Gene Ontology annotation, molecular function: oxidoreductase activity.